ACCCGGACCAGUAACCAGCCGGUCCCAUUUAUUACAAAUGCGUUAUCUUACUACGAUACGCCGGAGUGCACCGAGUAUUUUCCCCUCUCAGCCGACAGAGUUUUUGUCCUUUUCUCUCCCGCAACGCGCCCUUGAAUAGUUCGUCCCACGUCUUCUCGCUCUUCGAUGUCCGAAGAAAUUGUCAUUUCCUGAAAUCUAGAGGAAUUUUGAAGGAAUCCGGAGCAAAUGCGAUUUCAAAAGCUUAGAGAAUUUUAAAUUUGCUUGAAUUUUGGAAAACGAAGACUCUGAAAUUCAGCUGCUUUGAUCUGCUUCGACCAUAGGGUUUUAGUGGUGGUGGUGCUGGGGGCGGAAGCUGUGGUGGUGUGGGAAACCGAUGUUGAUCAAACAUGCCGAGCAUUAGAGCUCCGGCGACGAAGAAAACUACAACACUCACGGUUGCUGUGAAAUGCAGGCCGUUUAGGCUGAGAGAGCGCGGCCGCGACAUUGUUCGAGUGAUUGACAAUAAGGAGGUGCUUGUGUUAGAUCCUGAUCUGUCAAAGAACUACCUUGAACGAAUACAGAAUCGAACAAAGGAAAAGAAGUAUUGUUUUGAUCAUGCGUUUGACCCGGUUUCUUCUAAUUUGGAUGUCUACACAAAAUGCAUAUCUUCCGUGAUCUCUGGGGUUGUUCAUGGUCUCAAUGCAACUGUGUUUGCAUACGGUUCUACCGGGAGUGGUAAAACUUAUACGAUGGUCGGGACACAGGAUGAUCCAGGACUCAUGGUUCUCAGUCUGCAUACAAUUUUUGAUCUAAUAAGGAAGGACAAGAGCUCUGAUGAAUUUGAAGUUACCUGUUCCUAUCUUGAAGUCUACAAUGAGGUCAUCUAUGAUUUGCUUGAAAAGUCAUCCGGCUAUUUGGAACUCAGAGAGGACCCAGAGCAAGGAGUAAUUGUUGCUGGGCUGAGGUGUAUCAAGGUACAAUCAGCGGAUAAGAUUCUUGAACUCUUAAACUUGGGGAAUAGCCGACGGAAAACUGAAAGUACAGAGGCUAAUACAACAUCGUCUAGAUCACAUGCAGUGCUGGAAAUAAAAGUAAAAAGGAAACAGAGAAAUAAGUACCGUAAUCAAGUAAUGCGAGGAAAACUCGCACUUGUGGAUCUUGCUGGUAGCGAACGAGCUUCGGAAACAAACAGUGGAGGCCAAAAGUUAAGGGAUGGAGCAAAUAUUAACCGUUCACUUCUUGCCUUAGCAAACUGCAUAAAUGCACUUGGGAAACAGCAAAAGAAGGGUCUUGCUUAUGUUCCUUACCGUAAUAGCAAAUUGACACGAAUACUCAAGGAUGGUUUGAGUGGCAAUUCUCAAAUGAUCAUGGUUGCAACUGUAUCCCCUGUGGACAGUCAGUAUCAUCACACUGUGAAUACCUUGAAAUAUGCUGAUCGAGCAAAGGAAAUAAAGACACACAUCCAGAAAAACAUUGGCACUAUUGAUACCCAUGUAUUAGACUACCAGCAAAUGAUUGCCAGUCUUCAGAUUGAGGUUUGUCAAUUGAGAAAGGAACUAGCUGAAAAGGAAUCACAGCUAAGUGUCAAACCUGUUGAAAAUGCUGCAGACGAUGAACUUUCUUGGUUGAAUAUUUUGAGCCAUGAAACCAGUGAAAAUGUUCAGGAAAGGAUAAACUUACAGAAGGCAUCAUUUGAGCUUGAGGAAACCAACCUUCGUAACCGGAUUGAACUCCAACAUCUUGACGAUGCUAUAGCAAAACAACAGGCUAUUGGAAAUGAUAGUGAAAUUUUAGAGGCCAUGAGAACAAGGCGGCAAGUUAUUUUGGAUAACAUCCGUGACAAUGAUGAAGCUGGUGUUAAUUACCAUAUGGAAAUCGAAGCAAAUGAGAAGCAUCGAUGCCAUCUUCAAAAUAUGAUUGAGGAGGCCAUUAGUAACAAUGGAAAUAAAACGUACUUGCGUAUUCUUAGUCAAUACAGGCUCUUGGGAAUGGCAAAUACUGAGCUUCAAUUUGAAAUGGCAAUGAGGGAUCAAGUGAUUAACAGCCAGCGGGAAGCACUGAGAAACAUGUGGGACUUGCUUAUGGGGUUAGGACUUGAUGAGAGACAGAUCAUGGACCUUGCAUCUAUGAAGGGAAUAACAAUAGAAGAAGACUCUACAACGGCACCCCAUCUGGGCCUUUCUGUUAGGGAGCAAUCAUCAGAUUUGGAUUCGAGAAAAUAUGCUUCUUUUGGUCCUUGUCGUGGCAUGGGGCAUUCAUAUUCUAGACCAUCUUCCACCUUUCAGCAGUCUCAAGAGUUAGGUCUGAGGUCAUUUCCCCAGGGGCAUUUGGAUUUGACUCCGUCCUUUUGCAGAGAGGAACAUCACAGUUCAUAUUACUUACUGUCACAUGACCAUUCUCCUUCAGCCUGUAUGUGUACAAGGACAAGUAUUGAGCACUGGGUUGGUGGAAGGUCAAGUUCGUGGUUUGGAACUAUGGAUAAACAUCCUCAAGAUUUGCGAAAAUCAUAUCCAGUGAGACAGAACUGAAGCUUCAGCAGAUAGUGUAAUCUGUAUACCAGCGGCAUCUCUUGGUAUUGAUUUUACCAAACAGAACAAGGUAUUUGCACACGAUUAUCCUGGUGGAGUGCUUGUUAGCCAAGUAGAUUUAUAUGUAGGCCAUGUGGUACAACUCAAGGUACGCGUAUAGCCCAUUCAAACAAGAUCAAAAUACUGAAAGUCUAAACCUUCCAACUGCUCAGAUUUAUCCCACGUUCUUUUGGUUCUGAUAACCCUGACACCCAGGCCUCCCUUCUAAUAUUCGGUAGCCUCCUUGUAUUUAGGUUUUACCCCUUAUCUGCCCUUAUUGUUUUUGUCUGCCAUCUUCUUCCCUGCAUGUACGCGUGUGUAGUAGAGUUACGGUCUCUGUAAGGUUAACUUGGCAGGUGAUUUUACUGACUGUAUGCAAAGAGAUGGGGGUUUUGGAUAGGAGGAAGAAGAGAAACGAAAGGGGUCAGUUAAAAUAGGUAUGUCUGAGUCUUCUGACACUCCGACUCGCGGAAUGUGGUUCUUGUGCUGUGUACAUAUGUUAUGAACAUGCCCGGCUGAUUAUCAAACUUAUUACUACUUUGCUGUGUACUAAUUAGUUCGUUUGUUCAAAAUUGGAAGUACUUUUGUAUGAGUGAAAAAGUGCGCAGCUUACUUUUAAAGUGAAUCCUUUUCUUUUUCGGA
Malus domestica (apple) is the source of this 3188-nucleotide messenger RNA. Its product is annotated as kinesin-like protein KIN-8B. Gene Ontology annotation, biological process: microtubule-based movement. Gene Ontology annotation, molecular function: ATP binding; microtubule motor activity; microtubule binding. The record is from RefSeq and is a predicted model, not a curated record. Lineage: Eukaryota; Viridiplantae; Streptophyta; Magnoliopsida; Rosales; Rosaceae.